UUACGACAAAUUUAAACCAAUAAAGGUGCUUGUAAACAAUUAAACUUUGAAUGAAUGGUCAAGAUUGAGACUAUAGUGAUCCUAUAGCUAAAAAGGGAGCCUCUAUUAAAUAACAAAUAAAAUUUUCGAUUGUGUCAGACUGGUGUCUGCGGUAUUUUGAAUUUUCGUCGACUUUUUUUAAGUUAAAUUUUCUUGGAAUUGGAAUCUAAUGGCGGUUACAACUUCCAGAGUUUCCGGAAAGAAAUUGAUGACUUCAGUAUCAAUAUCGGCAACUACAGUUGGGAGAAUUGGAAAUGAAGGGUUUAGAUUAGGGAGAUGGAUUUCUUCUGUCAUCGACGGUGGAAAGAAGGUUGCGGCACUGUGGGGAAAUGGAGAUUAUGGGAGACUGGGAUUGGGAAAUUUGGAGUCCCAAUGGAAGCCAAGGAUUUUGAAUUCUUCUGCAUUUUAUGAUCAGAGCCUCCGCGAAAUUGCCUGUGGUGGAGCUCAUACCCUUUUUCUAACAGAAAAUGGCCGUGUCUAUGCCACUGGUUUGAAUGAUUUUGGGCAGCUAGGAAUUUCGGAUGAUAGAAGUUAUGCUACUGAGCCACUUAUUGUCACUGGAAUUCCUAAAGAAGUUGUAAAAAUUUCAGCCGGUUAUCAUCACUCUUCUGCAAUUACAGUGGAUGGCGAGCUUUAUAUGUGGGGGAAGAACUCAGAUGGACAACUUGGGUUUGGGAAAAAGGCAGCAAAGCUAGUUACUCUUCCCAGUAAAGUGGAAUGCUUGAAUGGAGUUUCCAUUAAGAUUGCCUCUUUGGGUUCUGAGCACUCAGUUGCUGUUACAGAUAAAGGGGAGGCCUUGAGUUGGGGUGGAGGAGCAUCUGGAAAACUUGGACAUGGUCAUGGAUCCAGCAUAUUGGGAUUUCGAAAAAGUAACAGUGAAUUCACUCCACGACUGAUUAAGGAUCUGGAGGGAGUGAAGGUUAAAAGUGUUGCUGCUGGGAUUUUGCAUUCUGCCUGCAUUGAUGAAAAUGGCUUUGUAUAUAUUUUUGGUGAAAGAGCAAAGGCGAAGAUGGUAGGACGUGGAUUGCCACAAGAAAAUUGUCGAAUAUCUUUUGCUUCCUUUCUUUUUUUCGUGAACAAAAGCUGCAUUUUCACUAGUGAUAUGUCUCUAAUAUGUGGCUACUUUUUUACAAAAAAACAGGGCUUUGAAGAAGGAAAGAGUGUUACAGUUCCAUCUCUUAUGAGCAAAAUGCCACCAUCUGAAGAGGUUGCUUGUGGUGGUCAUCACACUUGUAUCAUUACAAGUGGUGGGGAGCUGUACACAUGGGGCUCAAAUGACAAUGGCUGUCUUGGUAUUGGAUCAACUGAUGUUGUUCAUUCACCUGAAAGAGUUAAAGGUCCAUUUGUGAGGCAUCCUGUUUGUAAGGUGUCCUGCGGUUGGAAGCACACUGCAGCAAUUUGUGGGGGCAAUAUGUACACCUGGGGCUGGGGUGGUUCACAUGGAACUUUUUCUGAAGAUGGACAUUCUUCUGGUGGCCAACUGGGGCAAGGGGAUGACGUUGACUACAUUGAACCUAAGGCGAUUGACUUUUGCAAUAAAGUGAGAGCAUGGCAAGUUUCAUGCGGAUUUAAUCAUACAGGGGCUAUACUGGAAGUUGACAAAGAACCACUUUAAUAACAUAAGGUUCUUUUUUGUCUUUCAAGAAUGCUGUGAAUUUCUCCACCAGCAAAUUUUCACCUCAGUGAAAAUGCGGUAUUUGGAACCAUGCAUGUGAUAUCUGCAAUUUCAUCCUCAGGUGAAGAGUAUAUGAAAGUAAUCUUCGAAUCAGCUGAUUCCCAUAAAAUCAGAAGUCAAGUUUAGGUGCGCUACGUUUCAGCCAAAGGAAAUAAAAGACUAGAUGCAGUUAUUUAUCAAAUAAUCACGUGAAAGGAGUACUUUGUGAAGAAAUAUAUUAUUUUCAUUUAUAUUCUCUUGUAUAAGGUACAUUCAGCACUGUAAAGUUGUGACUUCGAAAAGAGACCCUCUUUGAACCCUGUAAUGUGAUAUCACAGGUUUUCAUCAAUGCAUUCAAAGCAAACCCUAGCUCCCAAGUCGGUAGGCUAA
Messenger RNA from Coffea eugenioides, 2083 nucleotides. Its product is annotated as ultraviolet-B receptor UVR8. The record is from RefSeq and is a predicted model, not a curated record. The transcript is spliced from 14 exons. The coding region runs from base 209 to 1654 and encodes 481 amino acids. Lineage: Eukaryota; Viridiplantae; Streptophyta; Magnoliopsida; Gentianales; Rubiaceae.